UUUUUUGCUCUCUCUUGCGUUUGUUUAAACACAAAGUUUCAAAACGAGAGUCUCUUCUAUUGUAUUUAGUUUUAUUUGAGCGAGUUUGAAUUUAAGAAUAUUUGUCAUAAAUUUACUUUCUGGUGGACUAUACAGGAAAAGGUUUUAUUUGCUUUGCUCGUACUAAUGACUUUGUAAUUCUAAAAGUAUAAAACUAUAGGAAAAGAAACCUGGAGAAAUAAAACAUCAUGAAUGUAUAGGCGUUUGGAUAGAACUGUUGAGAGCUGAUGAAAUGUUGAAAGCAAACAAAACUAAAGAUAGAAAGAUUCGUAACAACUAGACCUACUAACAAGUUGGGAUAUUUGGUGUGGUGUGUAUAGAGCUUUGAAUCUAGAAGUGAUAUUUCGUGUGUAUAGAGCUUUGGAUCUAGAAGUGACAUUUGUUGUGUAUAGAGCUUUGGAUCUAGAAGCGACAUUUGUUGUGUAUAGAGCUUUGGAUCUAGAAGUGACAUUUGUUGUGGUGUAUAGAGCUUUGGAUCUAGAAGUGACAUUUGUUGUGUAUAGAGCUUUGGAUCUAGAAGUGACAUUUGUUGUGUAUAGAGCUUUGGAUCUAGAAGUGACAUUUGUUGUGUAUAGAGCUUUGGAUCUAGAAGUGAUAUUUCGUGUGUAUAGAGCUUUGGAUCUAGAAGCGACUAUAGCAUUAAGCAUGCAGGCUUUUAUUGAUACCUACAAGCUUCACAACCUCAUAUCCAGGGAAAUAACGCCCCUGACGUGUCCAGGCUAUGUAUGGGCGUGGCACAUAUUCUACGACUGUGUUCUGACUACAGCGAAUCUAUCCGGCUACUUUCUUGCUGGGGUCUCGUCUGUGUUAUGGCUGGUAGGAUGGGUCAUACAAGUAAGACAUGUCUAUCAAGUAUCUGUGACGUCAGUGUGGUUUCUAGUAUGGCUGUACCUUGUCGCUGAUGUCUUCAGUUUGAUCGGGGCGGUCAUGUCUAUGCAGAUCAUGCUCAUAAUUCUGAACGAUGUCAUGGUCUGUUCUGUGGAAGUUUGUCUACUGGCAUGCCUUGCUCUGAUCACGUGUUCUAAAUGCUUCAAAGUCAUUGGUUUUGAUGCAAACCUCUACAAACAAUUUAAACUAUUGUUUUCCAAGCCAUCCAGCGGGACUGUCUUUCUUGCAUUAACAUUUGUGUUCAUCUUGUUGGUUGUAAGUUUGACGAACACUUUGACUAUAUUUUCUGGCAUCCAGGAAAUACCGAUGACACACGAAUAUUUUGUCUUGUUUACUUUCAGACACACGAAUAUUUUGUCUUGUUUACUUUCAGACACACGAAUCUUUUGUCUUGUUUACUUUCAGACACACGAAUAUUUUGUCUUGCUGACGAUGUUAGGUCGAUUGUUUGGAUGCUUAAGUUGUUUUUGUAGAUUGGGCAUUGAAGUGACCCUGGUCAGAAUUAUUUCUCUGCCAACUUCAACUGCAAAUGUGUCCUGGAGAAUCAGCUGCUGUAUACACGUCCUAUCAGACAUGUUGUUUCUUCUAGCCGUCUUGUUACAGUCUGGAGGUUUUCAAAUGGCUAUCUCAACUCUACCUUGGCUCAUCAAGAGAUUUAUGCAAGCAUUUUUACUCAUAUGCAAACUAUGCUGUUUGACAUGGACAUCAGUGUGCUGUCAUUCAGACAUUGCACACUCAGCGGACACUGGUCAGCAGGACGGCGGGAAUAAAGUGAACUUAAAAUACAAGCAAUUGGUCGAUGGAUCUGAAAGUGAUACCAGUGAAGACCACAUCCUCUAUGACAAGGCCUGGACUGCUGUGCCCGCCAAGUUUGACCAGCAGUAUCAGCAGUUCAACAAUAUCGAACAGCUUGGGUUUUUGCAGAAGUUAGAUCAUCGUCAUGACGUCAUUUCUACAACAGAAUCUGAUUGGACAAGUCUAAGCCAAGAACAAGAAAUAACGAUCAAUCAGUAUGAAAUCAAGGAGAAUGGCAGAAAGAAUGAAACAGGAGAACAAACGUUUCGUCAUUUAUGUCAUGAUUUGAAGUCAGACAGACCAGACCUCUCCCUAGACUUGACCUCGUCCGUGGAGAGAGUUAAAUCGUGGAUUUCUUCCUCCACUCCAGACGAGGAAAUGCCGCCAAGUUUGACUUUGACUUUAAAUCUCGAUUCGCCCCACAGAAAUGGUGACUUAAACUCAGAGUUAGAUCACCGGAGAAUGUUUUAUAGUGGAAUGGUGUUGUCCCCAAGAAAGAACUCUUUCUAAAAAAAAACAUUUUAUCAUUUAUAAGUUUUGUUGGCCACCACAUCUGUGUUGUUCCAUUGUGACAAUGAAUCUAGAGAGAGAAAAACUAAUAGAGAAAAUAUCGAUUGAACACCUUUUUUUUUCAUUUCUUUGUUUCCUAAUAAGAAAAAAAGGAGAAUGAAGAGAUUAGUGAAAUGAAGAGAUUAGUGAACAAUUCAACCAAUUUUGGAUUUCUCUCUAUUUACAGGGUGGCCCAAAAGUAGGUUUACAGUUAUUUAACUACCUGUUAUAUGGUGACAAGCUCUCUCCACAGAGAUUGGAAGAAUGUGGCUAUGUUCAAUCUCUGAGAGAUUCAAUUGUUGAUGUUCACAGGUAGAACGAAUUCCCCGCUGUUCUAGUGUCGACUUUUUAAACAAAUAGUCUACGUGAUAACUGUAAACCUACGUUUGGGUCACCUUGUAUAGGCUAGCGUAGUAAUAACAUCUUCAAUCAUUGGCAUUAAAAGAUGUAGAGAGAGUUAGAGUGAUUUAAUGUUCUGAAUUGUAUGCAUUUGUAUCACAGGUGAAACCGUUUAAAAUUAAAGGGGAAGACAAAAAUAAUGAAUGGCAUGAAAAAAACAAACUUAUUUCUAAGAUAACAUUCCUUUGGCAGCAAUAUGUUAUUAUUGAUUUUAUUGGAUUGAAUGAUUUGUUCUCUGUUGUUAUGAUUAAACGACCGGUGAUUUGUUAAAUGAUUAUAUUUAUUUAUUUUGAAAUUAAAUAUACGUGCUUUUUAAA
Biomphalaria glabrata is the source of this 2987-nucleotide messenger RNA. RefSeq lists its product as uncharacterized. The coding region runs from base 685 to 2232 and encodes 515 amino acids. NCBI's taxonomy places the organism in Eukaryota, Metazoa, Mollusca, Gastropoda, Planorbidae. The record is from RefSeq and is a predicted model, not a curated record. The transcript has 12 exons.